Molecule: messenger RNA, 2905 nt
Organism: Budorcas taxicolor (takin)
Lineage: Eukaryota; Metazoa; Chordata; Mammalia; Artiodactyla; Bovidae
Gene: SLC6A1
Product: solute carrier family 6 member 1
Exons: 15
Coding region: 69-1868 (599 amino acids)
Biological process (GO): neurotransmitter transport; sodium ion transmembrane transport
Cellular component (GO): axon; cell surface; plasma membrane
Molecular function (GO): gamma-aminobutyric acid:sodium:chloride symporter activity
Source: RefSeq, a predicted model, not a curated record
UGUCCGCGUGGACCGGGGCUGACAUUGCACGUCCGUCUGCCAGGACCCCUGCGUCCAAACUCCGAGACAUGGCGACCAACGGCAGCAAGCUGGCCGACGGGCAGAUCUCCACGGAGGUCAGCGAGGUCCCUGUGGCCAAUGACAAGCCCAAAACCCUGGUGGUCAAGGUGCAGAAAAAGGCGGCAGACCUUCCGGACCGGGACACGUGGAAGGGCCGCUUCGACUUCCUCAUGUCCUGCGUGGGCUACGCCAUCGGCCUGGGCAACGUCUGGAGGUUCCCGUAUCUCUGCGGGAAAAAUGGUGGUGGGGCCUUCCUGAUCCCCUAUUUCCUGACGCUCAUCUUCGCGGGGGUCCCCCUCUUCCUGUUGGAGUGCUCCCUGGGCCAGUACACGUCCAUUGGGGGCCUGGGGGUGUGGAAGCUGGCCCCCAUGUUCAAGGGUGUGGGCCUGGCCGCGGCGGUGCUGUCCUUCUGGCUGAACGUCUACUACAUCGUCAUCAUCUCCUGGGCCAUCUACUACCUGUACAGCUCCUUCACCACGACGCUGCCGUGGAAGCAGUGUGGCAACUCCUGGAACACAGACCGCUGCUUCUCCAACUACAGCGCCAUCAACACCACCAACAUGACCAGCGCCGUGGUGGAGUUCUGGGAGCGCAACAUGCAUCAGAUGACAGACGGGCUGGAUAAGCCAGGUCAGAUCCGCUGGCCCCUGGCCAUCACCCUGGCCAUUGCCUGGAUCCUGGUGUAUUUCUGCAUCUGGAAGGGUGUUGGCUGGACUGGAAAGGUGGUCUACUUCUCCGCCACCUAUCCCUACAUCAUGCUGAUCAUCCUGUUCUUCCGUGGAGUGACGCUGCCCGGAGCCAAGGAGGGCAUCCUUUUUUACAUCACGCCCAACUUCCGCAAGCUGUCGGACUCCGAGGUGUGGCUGGAUGCAGCCACCCAGAUCUUCUUCUCCUACGGACUGGGCCUGGGAUCCCUGAUAGCUCUCGGGAGCUACAACUCUUUCCACAACAACGUCUACAGGGACUCCAUCAUCGUUUGCUGCAUCAACUCCUGUACCAGCAUGUUCGCGGGAUUCGUGAUCUUCUCCAUCGUGGGCUUCAUGGCCCACGUCACCAAGAGGUCCAUUGCUGACGUGGCAGCCUCAGGCCCCGGCCUGGCAUUCCUGGCGUACCCGGAGGCCGUCACCCAGUUGCCCAUCUCCCCCCUCUGGGCCAUCCUCUUCUUCUCCAUGCUGCUGAUGCUGGGCAUUGACAGCCAGUUCUGCACAGUGGAGGGCUUCAUCACCGCACUGGUGGACGAGUACCCCAGGCUGCUCCGCAACCGCCGGGAGCUGUUCAUCGCCGCCGUCUGCCUCGUCUCCUACCUGAUCGGCCUGUCCAACAUCACCCAGGGGGGCAUUUAUGUCUUCAAACUCUUCGAUUACUACUCUGCCAGCGGCAUGAGCCUGCUGUUCCUCGUGUUCUUUGAAUGUGUCUCCAUUUCCUGGUUUUACGGCGUCAACCGGUUCUAUGACAACAUCCAAGAGAUGGUCGGCUCCAGGCCCUGCAUCUGGUGGAAGCUCUGUUGGUCCUUCUUCACCCCCAUCAUUGUGGCGGGCGUGUUCAUUUUCAGCGCCGUGCAGAUGACCCCUCUCACCAUGGGGAGCUACGUCUUCCCCAAGUGGGGCCAGGGCGUGGGCUGGCUCAUGGCUCUAUCUUCCAUGGUUCUCAUCCCCGGAUACAUGGCCUACAUGUUCCUCACCUUAAAGGGCUCCCUGAAGCAGCGGAUCCAGGUUAUGAUCCAGCCAAGUGAAGACAUUGUGCGCCCGGAGAACGGUCCGGAGCAGUCCCAGGCCAGCGGCUCAGCCAGCAAGGAGGCCUACAUCUAGGGGUGCGGGGCGGCUCGCCCACCCACGCUCUCACUCCCCACCCCGGCUGCACGUGACCACCACUUGAAGUCUGAAGAUACCGUCUAUCUCAACCUACCUCGAGUGGAGAGUCCAGACACCAUCGCCAGGCAAAGAGAGGGAGAACUGGGCUCCACGGUGGUGAUGGUGGUGGCGAUGGUGGCAGAUCCAGUGAAGAGUUUCUUGCAAGCUCCAGCAACUCAGCAGUUUCUCCUUUGCGGGGAACAUGGGUCCCCAUGUAGCAAGUCGUACGUUGUGCCCUGUACUCCUUAGCUAGUUAAACUCACGAGCUGUGUUUUACAACUAAUCCUUAAUAACUAUGGUAAAUAACUGUGACUGUGGGUUUUUUUAAAUCUGUCAUCCUCAUCCAGAAGUGACCAGCAUACCAGUUCUUGCAAUAAGGUAUUACCCUCAGAAUAUUAAGCACAUUCUUGUAGAAAAAAUGUUUGUGUAUGCAUAGAAACGCACACAUACGUACAUUCAUCCUCGCGUGUGGUACCUAGGGUCUCAUCUGAUGUUGUGUAGGAAAUCCACAAGCUUUUCCUGAAGUCAUCUGUAAAAUAGUCUCAUCACUAAGGCAUCCCAAAUGCCAACUGGUGACUCCAGGAUCCACAUGCAUAUGUGUCGUUAAAUUAUAGGGUUUAGAACAAAAGGAACCCUUCUCUGUGUCUCAUGGUCCCGCCCCCUCAGCCUUGGCGUGAAUUCCUUUAAAAUAAGGGCAGGAAGACUUCUAACUUUCUCUUUGCUCUUCAUUCUGAAACUAAGAACAAGUCUUUCAAAGACAAAUGCAGCGUAUUUAAUAAUGUUUGUAAGCAAAUCUAAGUGAGAUGUUUGGCAAGAAAUCCCUUAACUGAUUUCCAUCCAAACCUACAUAUAUAGCACAAUAUUACGUGUCGUACAAUUACUGUGAGAACUGUGAAUAUGUGUAACUUUUUUUAGUAUUUGCCCUGGGGAGGGAAAGAUAUUGUAUUAUCAUAUAUGCUUUUUUUUUUUUUGCAAUAAGGGUUUAUUCUCAGAAC